CGAGUGCGUUGGUAUGGCGAUAACGACAACUCUGGUUGGAAAACAAACUUACGGAACGGAGAACAACCAUGACCUCAAAAAUACAACUGGAGAUUGUUGGUCUUUUAAAAGAUCCAAAAUUUCAAAUUGCGAAAUGCACGGCUGAGGAACUGAAACAGCGGUUUCCCUUGUCUUUCGAGGACGCAAUAAUUCGCCCAUUAGUGGAAUUUGACUGGCAUACGUAUUUAACUAUAAAAAAACAGGAGCUAAAAGGUGAAGUGUGGGAGUUCAGAGGCUCUGUUAUGUGUUUUGGGAAUGGCAGACUGCUUGGAAAUGAAGAAGAUUUGACAUUUUGGGCAGAGAAACAAUGGAGUUUCACCUCUUCCCACCCACAAGAGCUGUGUGUCGCACUCUCCGAAGAGUACUUCUCCAAGCAUUUGCAAAGCACUGGGCACACGUUUGUGUACAUGGAUAUUGAAAUAAGUGAGAAACCUGCUGGUAGAUUACUGAUUGAGCUGUUUUCAGUUCUUUGUCCAAAGACAUGCAAGAACUUCCAAGCACUCUGUACUGGAGAGGAAGGAUUAUCCUACAAGGGCUCAUUAUUCCACCGAAUCGUCCCCAAUGGCUGGAUCCAGGGUGGAGAUAUCUCACUGGGGAGCAGAGGAAAUGGCGGCGAGUCUAUUUACGGGCCAACAUUCGAAGAUGAAAGCUUUGCUGUGGCCCACUGUAAGAGGGGUAUCCUGGGAAUGGCAAAUCAUGGCCCUCACACCAAUGGCUCCCAGUUUUACAUCACUCUGCACCCUGCACCCUGGAUGGAUAGGAAAUAUGUGGCUUUUGGUCAAGUCAUUGAAGGCACUGAAGUCCUGAAGAAAAUGGAGAUAAUCUCCACAUACAACGAGCGGCCAAUACAGCCUUGUGCAGUCAAAGACUGUGGAAUAUUUUUACCUUGAUAUGAACCUUAAGUGUUUGUUUGAGUUUCUACCCACUUUCAUAUAGUAAAAGGUAAGGCUGAACUGAUUGCGUGUUACAUGAGCAGUCAGUGUGCACCCACAUUUUAUGACCCAACUAUAUGUAUACCAUCUCCAGAAAAGUUGGGGUAUUUCCCAAAACGUAAGAACAAAAAUCUGUGAUUUGUUAAUUCACAUAAACCUUUAACUGUCAAAAGUACAAAGAAAAAUUUCCAGUAUUUUUACUGA
This is a messenger RNA of Brienomyrus brachyistius, 1175 nucleotides long. RefSeq names its product peptidylprolyl isomerase (cyclophilin)-like 6 (gene ppil6). Gene Ontology annotation, molecular function: peptidyl-prolyl cis-trans isomerase activity. The coding region runs from base 69 to 929 and encodes 286 amino acids. NCBI's taxonomy places the organism in Eukaryota, Metazoa, Chordata, Actinopteri, Osteoglossiformes, Mormyridae. Gene Ontology annotation, biological process: protein peptidyl-prolyl isomerization. The transcript is spliced from 8 exons. The record is from RefSeq and is a predicted model, not a curated record.